Bradysia coprophila is the source of this 5529-nucleotide messenger RNA. RefSeq lists its product as uncharacterized. The record is from RefSeq and is a predicted model, not a curated record. NCBI's taxonomy places the organism in Eukaryota, Metazoa, Arthropoda, Insecta, Diptera, Sciaridae.
AAGUAUUUGAGCAUUCAAGUUUGACCUGAAGUACAGACGACGUUUCGAACGUUUCUUGUGACUAUAGUUUAUUGUGCAUAUCGAAUUAAAACAACGCAAAACUGUGUUUUCGUUUAGUGUGAAUUAAGCAAAGGCAGAAAUUGGACAGUAACAUUCGUCUGGUUUGAUGUAAUUACUUCUCUUAACUUGCCGAUUACUGUUCUAAAUAAAAAUUGCGUCAAAAUGGACGUGGAACAUUACGUUUUUCCGGCAACCGAAACAACUACCGAUUCAUUGGAUAAUCUAAAAAAGGAAAUUGAAAAAGGCUCUUCCACCGAUUCUGUCUUGACCUUUAAAAUGGAAGUGAAAGGAAAUUUGAACGAAAAUGACACGGAGAAAGUGAAAUUUUUAUCGAAAAUUAUUGAAUCGAAAUCGAUUUUGGUGUCAUUCCAAUCCACCUUCGACAACAAGUGCAUAAUUUAUUGGAAAACCAAGGAGUCGAAAGAGUUUUUGAUCCUGAAACUUAUUCAUGGCCAUCAAUUACAAAAUUGCAACGAUAUGGUUCGAGAUUUCUUAAUACUACAAUUGAAAAUGGGACAUUUCGGUCUCCUGCCUAAAUAUAGAGGUUGUGGUGGAAAGGAAAUCACGCUGAGUAUAAUUGCCGACGCAAACGGUUUCAAUCUUCUCAUGGAUGCAUCGGAAAAAGGAAAUGUUGACGUAGUAAAGUACUUAUUAAAACAACAUGUUGACGUAAGUCAUAAAGCUAACGAUAAAUGUGCCGUCGAUUUAGCAUGGGAACGGAAACAUUUUAAUGUCGUUCUCGAGCUGUUAAAAGCAAAUUCAAAGUUUCCCACUGAUAAAUCAUUUCGGGAAGGGUUACCAACCGCCAUACAAAAUUUUGUUGACGUCUGUGAUGGGAUGCAUAGGGCAAUCAAUGAUAAAGACGAGGAAAAAAUUCGAAAUAUUGCAAACGAUAAUCCGCGCCUCCGUCACUUUUUUAACGUGGAUAGUAACAGUUCCGCAAUGGAUCAUACUCUCCGCAAGGGCAAGGGGCACGUCGAAAUUUAUGAGCUUUUAUUUCGAUUGAACAUUUAUUGGGGUCCAAACGAAUCUGCGUUUUUUCAUAAAAUGCCUCGACAGACUGUUCAGGAUAUUCACAACGAUUGUUCAGUAGUUUCACCUCAAAGUCACUUAUUCACAUUAAUUUCAAACUCGCGCCUGUUUAUUGACAAUAUUGAAAACCAUUUUCAAUCGAUCAAAGAAGCUUAUGAAAUCCUAGAUUCAAUUCCAUGCAUCAAACCGAUUCUACAAGUGGUUGCUGCAUCACAAAACUUUAACAUUUUUUUCGAUUUCAAUCGAGAUACGGUGAAGCUGAUGGAUCCGCUAACGGUGCAGUCAGCUAAUGGAAUGUUCUAUCCGGAAGGCAAACUUUAUCUUGCAUUCAAAGAAUUUCUGCAUGCGGACACCAAAUUUAAAGCCAUCGGAGUGUUGGCGCACGAACUUUGCCACUUUGCAAUGCAUUUAGUGUUUAGAAAUGACAGAAAACCAUAUGCGGUUGAUGAUAGGGAAACAGAGAUCGAAUUUGAACGAAUUACGAAACUUUACAAUGAUCGAAAUCAUGACGAAGAAAUCAUUAGAUUGGUGUACGUUUACAAAGUCGAUAAACAUCACACCGAGCUAAUUGUCAGAGUUCCUCACAUUAUGGCUCAUUAUCAUCGAAAUCGCGAUAGAUUUGGGGAAUGUCUGAAUGAAUUUGAUGAACUUUUUACGUUUUUUAACACAAAAACUUUGCCGGCUAUAGAGAAAGCUAUACCGGUGAUCGAAAUGAUUUCCAGCGAAAAUAUUAGCUAUGAUCUGUUAACUCCUGAACUACAAUCGAAGGUAUUACUCUCCGAGGUAGAAUGUGAUAGAAAAGCAGUCACAUUGAUGAACGCUCAAAGGUUUGAUGAAUGUAUUUUACAAAAAUUGACUUCUAGUCAAAUAUGCGACAUUCUGAAUAGUAAAGUGAUUAAAGUAGAGACCGACAUCUAUGUGGGACGACAGUUUAUCGACAGAAACAUCGAUAGUCCAUACAUGAAAUCCUUCAUAAAUGACAGUGAUGUCAUCGAUUUCAUCCAUUUGGACAAAUUUAGGUCAUUCCGUGAUCUUGUGACUGAAUCACAAAUCAGCCGCGGAAUAAUUCUUUCAGAUGGUCCCGGUGCUGGAAAGACAACGUCUUUCAAGCAAUUUAAAUUCAAAAUCAAGGCAAUGUAUCCAAACUUUUGGGUUUUUUACAUUGAUUUGAAGCAGCAGAUUGACAUUUACAAAGAAUAUCAAAGUAAAAAAGAAGAAGAAGAAGAAAUAGGAAAUACUAUUGUGAAAAUCUUAAACUUUACGUCCGAUAACGAGAGGUUAACCUUCUUGAAAGAUUUCAAAGAUUCGAACAAUUCACUCUUCUUGUGGGAUGGCUUCGACGAAAUCGCCGAAUCGCUUGAUUACAAAAUGUUUACAUUGAAUUUGAUCCGAAAAAUCAAAUUGUUAGGACAUCAACAGUGGAUUUCAACAAGGCCACAAUAUGCUAGUGAGUUUGAAAUGGAAUUUUCGACAACAGCAUAUAAACUAAUCCCGUUCACAGCAGAAAAUCGAAAAGAGAAUCUUGAAAUGUUUUUCGAGUUAAAAGGAUUACACUCCGAGGAGGUGAGUGAAAAAAUCCACAGCAUUGGCAUGUUUCUGGAGAAAUUAGACUCAACACUGAUCACGCAAGCUUUCAACAAUCCUUUAUUACUUUCCAUUGCAGCUGAAAAUUCAUUGCAUGAAAACCUAGAGGACUGCAACGUUUAUUCAAUGUACGAAAAAUUCAUUUUUGAAAAAGUCAAAAAGUUACGCGAUAAAGGUGAUGUGAUACAAAAUAUUCGCGACCAAGCUAUUGUUGAUGGCGUUAAUAUAACGAAAGUUCAUCAGAAAUCUGCUCUCGAUUCGCUUUUCUCCGUUUCCAGCGACAAAUAUUUGGGACGAACGAUAAGAAUAUCUCAGCUAAAAGUUCUUGGUCAGGACGACAAAAUGUCGAAAAAUAAAAGUUCCGUUUAUGGGAUCUCUUUCGUUAAACAUGAUAAACUCAAGACAAACUCGGAUAAACUUGAAUUCGUUCAUCCAACGUUUGCCGAAUUUUUCGUUGCGCAAUUUUUAAUCAAAAGUUGUUUCAACGUAAAUCGUGAAGAGAAUGAUGAAUUCGACAGCGAUUGGGAUUUGAAUGAGUUUGACGCAACACAAAUCAUAUUUUUACUCUUUUCGAUCAUUUCGAAGGAUGUGAUUUUUAACUUCAUUUUCGACUACGUAAAUCAAUAUUCGGCAAACAUUUCCGUCAAAGUUUCGAUUCGACAAACGCUUAAGAGUCUGGUAAACAACGAGCAAAAUAUUUUCAAAAAUAAUUUCUCCGAUUUCCAAUCGAUCAUGCAUAAUUUGACGAAACUAUUCUCAUUCGAUCAUGAGAUACUAAGAUACGCUUGGACGCUCGAUUUGAACGAAAAUCUUUUCAUUUUCACCUUAAAGGAUAAAAUUGACAGUUUCAUUUAUACAAUUGAUUUAAUGUUUGGCUUUGUCUAUCGCAAUUUCAAGAACGUACAAAGGAAAAUUGUUUACAAGUAUUGCUGUGAUCACGUUGAUUCGUCAAGUUUCAGUCACAUUUUUUCUACCUGUAAUCGUACGACAAAUAUACGUCAUUCUGGCCAAAAAACCAUCAGAAUAAGGGGUUCGUUAACAGAAUUGAAUUUAUUGUGGAUCGAAACUGAAAACGAAAUAAAAAUUUAUUUCAAGUUUGAAAUGGACAUUUUGAUAGAAAUAAUUUCAAUUUUGCGGCAGAUUCCAAAUAUUACUGACGAUAUAUUAGCUGGCAAACAUCAGAGUGGAUGCAACUUAUUUAAAUUUUGGCAUCAUAUUCAUCAUAUUCAUCAUAUUCAUGGAUCACGUCACAAGCUCGUUCGAAAAUUGACCGAAUUUCCGGUAAUAUUUCAAGUGUUGCUCAAUUUACUUAGAACUGAGUUUGAUGCGAACAUUUUCGAUGAACUUUUGAAACGAAAUAAAUUCACACAUUUCCUGGAGUUGAUUCCCAACAAAUUAGAGGUUGGUGAGAUCUUUUUGAACAAUUUCGAAAAAACUCUCAAAUGCGUUCAAGAUUCGAAUGAAUCUGAAAUCGAACAACUUUGGAGUAAACUUGAAGAAAGUUAUACAGAGUUGGAAACAAGGAACAGUUUUGAUAAUAGAAUGUUUCUCCUUCGAAUUAUAAUUAAAUUGAACCUAAGACUUUGUAGUCACAUUUAUUUCGAAGAUCGUGAGUUCGACUAUGGAUGCGAUGAUGUUGAGCUGAUUGUUUUCGAGCUAUCGAGAAGAAAUUUUAAAUUCGAUUGCUUACAGGAGUUUUGUUCAAAGUUUGAUGAGAUUACAAGAAACAGGAAGGGUCUCUUAGACAUUUUACUGUUUGAAAAUGCCGUUCGCUAUAAUAAUCCUAAUUUUUUGUCGAAAGUCAUAAAUUUAAAGUGGGAAAUCUACGUCACUUUACUAACCGAAUUUCAGCAGUUCAUUUGCUAUUCACGUCAACGUAAGAAAUACUUUUACGCAAAAACUCUAGAAUUUUCAUGCAACUAUGCGAUCGAAAAGGUUUUCUUCGAUGUGUAUGAAACUUCACAAAAUGAAAAACUAUUCCCCACUCGUGAGCUAGUUCAGAUGUUUAAAUUACCUAAUUUGAAACAAUUCGUCAAAUAUUCGACUUUGGAUGGUUGCACUAAAUUUGCAGGAAUCAUGGCCAAAAUAUUUCGCAAUGAUAAGGACAAAUUAGAAGCAAUGCUUAUGGGGAGAUAUAAUCCAAAUUUUAUAGAUUAUGGAAACAGGUCGAUUUUAGCAAUUAUUAGAAAUAAUCCUGAAAAGCUGAAAUGUUUUAGGGAGCUUCUAGUUUAUGCAGUCCGGGAAAACGAUAAAGAUGAAUUUCCAAUGAAGCCGACUAUCACCAAUGCAGAAUUUUUUGAAAAAUGUGCAGAAGUUUUCAACUGUUUGAUGCUUUUGGAGGAAUUUAUGAUUGGCGAUAAAAGUAUUUUCAUUUUUAUAGAAUCAGCAAAUCUCUAUUUAAAUACAAAAAAUCUACGGCUAUUGACUUAUUUUGCUCUCCAAUCAAAGUUUAAAGAGAUUGCAAUCAAUUGGGAAAUUCUAUUCAGUGACCUUGUUCGGUCUAAUUUCAAUGAAACUGUUCAUGACGAUGAUGAGAUCAUUGAACAAUUGGAAAAUUGUGACGAAAACAUUCGAAAUACAUUUUUCGAUGUUCUUGUCGCUAGCUUCGUAAUUAAAUUGAUUAAUAAUUUGGAAGAUGACAAAUCCGACACAAAUCAAAAUGUUUUGAAAGGAAAUUCUGAUGAAAAUCUAAAAUCUUUUUUAAUUUUCAUAUCGUCCAGCGAUAGUUGCUCGAAUAUUCGAAAGAUAUUGGUACAUUCGUUUGAGGCACCAUCGUUUACGCUAUUCAAUAAGAAGAAAAUUCCAUCGGAAUUUCUCAAAAAUUUUCCUCAUGAUUUGAACUACAAUCGCUAA